CGUAGAACCCCCAAAACCCUCGACGAGCGCAGCUUCUGCGGAAGCUCAAUCCUCUGACAGAUUGAUCAUCAAUGGUGAAACGACGUCGCGAGCCGGAUUUCAAUGGCGCCAAUACAGAAACGGCGGAUAAUCGGACGGUGUUUGUCGACACCAGCCUCGAUACCCACCUCGCCGUCACCGUAUCCAACUCCGAUACAGUAUCCGAUUUCAAAAGGAAGACAGCGUUGGAACAUAUGCGGUGCUUCCCGGAAAUCGGGGAGAUACAUAUCCAUUCUUUAAAGGUAAAACGUAGAGCGGUCUUUUACCACCUGCCUGAAACUAUGCUUGUUAGGAGUGCCCUUCAAGCGGGAAACAGUAGUUGGUUUCUUUCAGCUGAUGCUUCCGCCACUCCCGCGCGUCAGUUAAAUCAAAAUUCCUUACAGCUUGAUCCAAGCUACGGUGUUAAGAUGGACGCAAAGAAUAUUGAUGAUAAUAAUUGCAGAGAUUUGUUGCCUGUUGUAAAUGUGUUGCAAGCCCUUCCAAUGCCCUUGCCAGAUGGUGUUAGUGAAAAGAAUUUAGCUUCAGAAAUGAUUCCUGCAUGUGAGGUCGAUAAAUCUUUGGAAAAGGCAAUUGAAAUUCCGAGCAACAGUUAUUCAGAGGAAGAUUGUAUCGGAACUGGUGAGUCUCGUGCAAAGAAGAAGCGGAAAAUAAGCCACACAGAAGAUGUAUGUUGUGAUCCUAGUUUGAAAGAUACGUUCGCCUUGUCUCAUUUAUCCGGUAAUGAUAUAUCACUAACCGAGACUGUGGGCAGUGGAAAUUCAACGGUUGAUGCAGUAAAAGAAGCUACUGGAGAUAUUGUACUAUACCAGCAAAAUGAAAAACCUAAUACGUCUAAUGCAACCGAUGAGGUUUCAGGUUCGAGGAAUGAUCAAUGUGAUAUUGAGAGCGGGGUUGGGUUGGAGGGUAAAUCUGCACCUGAUACAGCAGAAGAGGGUAAGUUAGGGAGCACUAUGGAAUCUCAGAAUAUUCUAGAUUCUGACACAAGGAAAGAAAACACUUUGUUAGAGGGUACAGUUCCUGAAGAUUUGAUGGCCAGCAAACUGGAGUAUGAACUUGGCCAAGAUGUUAUUAUCGAACAUUCAGGGGGUGUCUCUGUUAGAGUUCCAGAUUCUAGUGGUGCAAUGGAAGAUGAUGUUAUUUCUGAUGGAAGUCAGGCGAAUAAAAUGGAAGCCCAGCAAAUCCAGGAUACCACAGAUAUGGAGCAGACAGCAAAAGAUGAUAGCAUUAAUCCAUGUACUGAAAAUCACGAAGUUGAUAAAAUGGAAGUAGAAAAGGGAUUGUCUCUAAAUUGUGAUCGUGAAAUUUCAACGCUGUUGAACAGCAAAGAUUCAGACCAUGCUGAUCCAGAUUUAAUGCCAAAUGAAGCAAGUUUGUCGUCACAUGUUUGCCAUGCAAAUGUCAUUGUGGAACCGGAUUCUAGUGGUGCAAUGGGACAUGUCAGUUCUGAUGAAAGUAAGAAGAAGAAAAAGAAAGCCCAGAAAAUGGCCAAACCUGAAAUCUCUAGUGGCGGUAGGAAGAAGUCGAAAAGGAAGGGAAAGAAGGAAAAGAAAUCUGCCACCAGUAACAUAGAAAAGUCAGGCAUUGAACAAACUGAUAAUGGUGGCAUUGGCUCGUCGGAGUUGCUUUGUGCUCCAACUGAUCCUAUCCCAGAAGAAACUCACAAGGAAGAAAGCAUAUUGUACCAUAAAGAAAUGGAUGUCAACAUAGCAUUGUUGGAUAGUUCCACUCAAGAUCCUAAUGAGGAAGUCAAAGAUACUGAUAAAAAAGAGGCAGAGUUUUCUAUAUUGACUCAAACUAAGCAAGCUUUGGACGGUGUGGACACUGGGAACAAAACGGUAGAGGAGAAGACCCAACUUUCUGCUGCUCACGCACAUUUGCCUGCUGUAGUAGAGUUCACUGAUGUGGAGAAGGAUAUCAAGACUUCAGAGGGUAAGAUUGAAAAAUCCAAACGAAGAAAGAAGAGAAAACACGCUGAAUCAGAUGUCCAAGAGAAUUUGCCAUCCAAGGAUCAAAAGGUUGAUAUUGAAGCAUUAACAACAGAGGAAAAUUUAAAUGGUUUUGUAAAUUCCGAACAGAAGAGAGGUCAUGAAGCCUCCUUGCAAGUUCUAUCCAGUAAAGGUGAAGAGAAGCUUGAGGAGAUACAUACGGCUCCUGUGAUUACUGAUGAUCCAGCUAAAACUUCCGAAAAUGGAGGUGUAGGCAUUAACUUCAAGGAAUACUUUUUGCCUGGCCAAAACAAAGAGAUAACUGAUUCUGGCGAUAAAACUGAAGAAAUGAGAACUUCGAAAAACGUUAGAGAUGACGUUUUACCUUCUGUUGGCGUCUCAACUGACUUACAUAACUCAAUCAAGAAAACUAAGAGUAAGAGAAGUGAGAAAAAAACUCGUGUAACAAAGGAUAGUGGGAGUAGGCAGGGAGACUCCGCACAGAAUUGUGCUUUUGAUGAAGUAAUCUCUAAACCCUCCAAAAGAUCUUCUAAAAGUAGGGUGAACGAAAAGAACCCAUCUUUGGAUAAAUCAAGCUCGAAAAAGACCGAGACAUUUCACGAAAGGAGAGGAAAUAAGAGAUUACAUUCGAGUCUGAAUGUAACUGAUAAAUUGGUGAUGAAGACUUCGAAGAAAAAGAGUAUGUUAACCAUACCAGGAGCAAUUUUUCAGGAUAAUAGUGGUGAAAGUUCUGCUGAUGAUAAUGGAAAUGUGCAUUUGAAAGGUAGCAUUGCCAGUCCACCAGACAGCUCAUCCGAGUCAGACAACGCGAUAGAGAAAGGAUCAAAUGAUGUUGAAGGGAGAUCUACUGGUCGAAAAAGCAUUUCAGAAGUGGACAUCUCUGCCUCGAAGAAUAUGACAAUGGAUUUGAUAUUGAGAAGCUCUAAGCGGUUCAAAAAGGCAAAGCUCAAUGCCUAUGACAAUGGAUAUGAUGAUUCUGAGAAUCUCGAAGAGGUUCAAGAAGAAGGUAAAGCAGCAGAUAUAGGUCUCUCAAAAUAAGUCGAGCUCGAAUUUGUUCCUGAUAACUCCUCAGAGGUCAUUUUGUCUUGCCCCACGUAACCCCCUUUUUUUUUUAAGCUAAGUUGUGAGUUAAAUUCGAGAACCUCCUGUGUCCACAAAUGUAAUCUUAUCUUUCAUAUUUUUUGUCUUGUUCCUUAGAGGUUGAUGCAAUGCGAGUCUAUUCCUGGUUCGAAAACGAGAAAGCUUGUCUGUUUGUUUUUUCCUCAUUUUGUGGAACGAUUAUCGAUUUUGUGCCGUUUUGAGAGGGCGUAAAAGGGAAAGCGCUUUUUUUUUAG
Messenger RNA from Erythranthe guttata (spotted monkey flower), 3319 nucleotides. RefSeq lists its product as uncharacterized. Lineage: Eukaryota; Viridiplantae; Streptophyta; Magnoliopsida; Lamiales; Phrymaceae. The record is from RefSeq and is a predicted model, not a curated record.